This is a messenger RNA of Malassezia vespertilionis, 1170 nucleotides long. Its product is annotated as protein-serine/threonine phosphatase. The transcript has a single exon. Lineage: Eukaryota; Fungi; Basidiomycota; Malasseziomycetes; Malasseziales; Malasseziaceae. Bases 1 to 1170 code for a protein of 389 amino acids. The record is from RefSeq and is a predicted model, not a curated record. Gene Ontology annotation, molecular function: protein serine/threonine phosphatase activity; cation binding. Gene Ontology annotation, biological process: protein dephosphorylation.
AUGCAGGGAUGGCGUAUCUCGAUGGAAGAUGCACAUGCUGCGGUGCUCCAGCUUCAGAAUGAGAAUGAUCCCAAGUCGAAAUCCGACGAGCGGAUCAGCUUCUUCGCCGUCUUCGACGGCCACGGCGGCGCAAACGUAGCGAGGUAUUCGGGGCGUACACUUCAAGGACGUCUUGCGGAGCUUCCUGAAUACAAAGAAAAGAAAUGGGAUGCUGCGCUGCACCGUGCAUUCCUGAAAACAGAUGAGGAUUUGCGCAAUGACCCUGUAUAUGCGAACGAUACGUCCGGAUGCACCGCCGUCGCUGCAUUGUUUGUGCCCGAAUCCACUGGAACGAGAAGCGGCUCUCUGUAUGUGGCCAACUCAGGCGAUUCGCGUUCUGUCCUGAGUCUUGGCGGCGAGGCAAAGCCGAUGAGCUUUGACCAUAAGCCCGGCAACCCCGUCGAGCACGCGCGUAUUCUCAAUGCCGGCGGUUUUGUUGAAUUUGACCGCGUCAAUGGCAACCUGGCGCUAAGCCGUGCCAUUGGUGACUUUGAAUUCAAGCAGAACAGCUCUCUCCCUGCCGAGGAGCAGAUUGUCACGGCCAAUCCCGAAGUAAUUGCGCAUUCCUACACGGAGAACGACGAGUUUUUGGUCCUGGCUUGUGACGGUAUUUGGGACUGCCUCUCGAACCAGCAGGUGGUUGACAUUGUGCGACGGGGCGUUGCGCAAGGCAUGGAGUUGGUCGACAUCUGUGAGGACAUCCUGGAACGCUGCCUUGCGCCCGACGCAGAAGUUGGCGGUAUUGGCUGUGAUAAUAUGACGUUGAUGAUUGUCGCCAUUUUGGCCGGUCGUACCAAGGAGGAAUGGUACCAAUGGGUCAAGGAGCGCGUAGAGAACAAGGUCGGCUACGAUACGCCAGAGUCAAUUGCACCCAUUUUUCGCACCCAACUUGCCCAGCACGGCAAUGGAGCGCAUUUUGGGGGGGCCACCGGUCAGGGAAACGUCGCUCUUUCACUGAAUGGUUUAGGUAAUGGCGGUCUUCUUUCCGCUAUUCCCCGUGUACUUUCUGGACAAGGCCUCACUGAUGAACAUGGAAACCACAUGAGGAGCGAUGGGCUUGGCGCCCAAAUCGUCUCUGCCGGGGACGGAAACAAUGACGGCACGCAGAUGGACGACAAGACCGAAGCAUAA